AUGUCCUCGGAAAAGGCAUUCGACUACAUCGAAACGAUCCAAAUAGGAGAUCACCCAACGGACAUUGUUUACCACCGGUUUGCGAACAAAUCGUUCCUGCUGAUUACCCAGCGGCAAAAGGUGACCAAUGUGUACACGGUGCGGAACCAAGCCGGCAAUGAACCUGGGGGAGGAGGUGCGGAACUGGGCUCGAAUCGGAUCUACUCCAUCAAGCACACCUUCGGAGCGGCUUCGGACGAGACGGAAGCAGCUAUUAGGUAUUUGAUGAAUUUUAUCAGUAAGAACGAUGAGAUUGUGAUCACGUUGGGAUUGAAAGAGAUCGACAAGGGUUCGCUGGAUCAGAUCGGGGCCCAGCUGAGGAAAAUCGUUUAG
Molecule: messenger RNA, 372 nt
Organism: Aedes aegypti (yellow fever mosquito)
Lineage: Eukaryota; Metazoa; Arthropoda; Insecta; Diptera; Culicidae
Exons: 1
Coding region: 1-372 (123 amino acids)
Biological process (GO): proteasome assembly
Source: RefSeq, a predicted model, not a curated record